Molecule: messenger RNA, 2716 nt
Organism: Orbicella faveolata
Lineage: Eukaryota; Metazoa; Cnidaria; Anthozoa; Scleractinia; Merulinidae
Product: multiple inositol polyphosphate phosphatase 1-like
Molecular function (GO): acid phosphatase activity; inositol phosphate phosphatase activity
Source: RefSeq, a predicted model, not a curated record
CAAAGGUUAUGAAUGAUCAUGCAGAGUCAACUUUGUCUCGGCCCUCAGAGACAACGUUUAUAUAACAAGCUCGAAAAAGUUGCCUCAGGGGAAGGACUGUCUCGGGUACCCAAGACUAUUUAAAUUGCGCCUCAGUGGGGGAUCCAAAGUUACCAAAGGGAGGGUGAGAAAGUUGUCGCGAAGAAGGGUAGGUAAGUCGGGGAAGGCCGGGAUGGACCGGCCUUUUUCGUGCAUGAGUUUUCAAUUUGAUCUUCGCGAGCUCUAAGCGCACGGAAUAGGUGUCACAGUAUCUGAUUACUGAGCUGCAAAGAUGGCAACCUCGCUGACUGUUCUCGUGUUAGUCCCGAUUUUAAUAUCGUUAUUUGUUUUCUGUUCAGAUCGUGGCUUGGCAUCAAAAACACCGCUUAAAACAGACAUGUUUAGCGACAAGACUCCGUAUCAUUUCACCAGUAGAGACAUCGCCAUCGAGAAACCGUCUGGAUGCGAACCAGUGCAUAUCAAUAUGGUGAUACGCCACGGAUCACGAUAUCCUGGAAGCCAUCGCGUCAAAAAGAUGAAAGAAUUGCUUGAAAAGAUAAAUAGUUUCUUUCCGAGUAAUUCAACAUUUCGCUACAAUGGCCUUUCGCUUCCGUGGAGCAUACCAGCCGACAUACUGAACUCGGCUAGCAAAGAGAUGUCAGCGCUUGGUUCGGAGGAGAUGUAUUCCAUAGCAAAGCGUUUCCUUACAAGAUUUCCCGGCGUCUUAAAACAUGGUUACUCUAAUACCAAUUACAGUUUCGUUGCCACGGACAAGCUGAGAUCAAGUCAGAGCGCGAUAGCGUUUGCUCAAGGUCUGUUCGAGGGGACGGGACACUUAGGACUGGCGAAAUUUCGGCCAGUGGCGGUGAAGUCUUCGGGUUCUUACGAUGAUGAUGCAGUCUUACGAAUUUUUGAAGCGUGUCCGAAAUGGCAGAAGAUUACAGCAAAGAGAAACUCGGAGUAUCGAAAAUUUCUGAAUGGCCCAGAAAUGCGUAGAGUUGCCCGCAACAUCGCCAAGAGGCUGGGAUUGACUAAGAAAAUAACUCUUCGUCCUGACAUGGUCCUGGAAAUGUUUUUGAUGUGUGCAUUUGGCAUUCAGACUGAUAGCGCAGACUCCAGCUGGUGUGCUGUGUUUGAAGAAGCAGAUUUCAAAGUUUUGGAAUAUCUGAGCGACUUAAAGCUUUACUGGGAGCGAAGCUAUGGUCGUAAAAUCAACUACAAAAUGGCGUGUCCACUUUACGUGGAAAUAACAGACACCUUUGAGAGUUUUCUGAAACAAGGAAAGCCUCACAGUAUCUUUCGAUUUGCACAUACGGGAACAGUCAUUCCUCUUUUGACCAUGCUAGGACUCUAUAACGACUCUGUGCCUCCUCGAGCGGAUAAUUUCAACCAACAAGCCAACCGAACAUUUCGUGUUUCAGAUGUGAUCCCCAUGUCUGCUAAUGUUGCACUUGUGCUGUACAAGUGCAAACGUGACGGCGCUAAAGUGAAAAACGCACGUAAGGGAGAUGUUGAAGAAAAGAUUAAUUGUAAAGGGAAGUGUCGAGGAAUGGGCACCGAGACGGGCGAAAAUUCGAUAGAGGGUGCACUUCAUGCAUCUGAGAUGAGGGUUCAACUCCUAGUGAAUGAAGCCGCUGUUCCAAUACCAGCUUGCGGUGGAAAUUUGAACUGCAGUGUACAGCGGUUUCUGUCCUACUAUUCCCAUAUCAAGGACAACUGUGACAUCAAGAAAAUUUGUGGAACACAUCGAAAGUGUAAGAAACCUAGUAAGGGACCCCAAGAUUAAAUUUUUUUCUGUUUCAUUCCGACACCUCAUAUCAUCAUUGCCUUACAAAGUUGUAAAGUGUUGUUGCGUGUCAGAGCCUCCUGUGCCUGUAUGAUCAACGAUUGUAAGUUGUGGCAACAUGCUGACACGCUUUCGCACAACAUGUUGCUACAACUUGCAAUACAAGUAGUAACAGGUACAAUGAUGCUUAGCUUGUAUGGCAACCAGUUGCCACAAGUUACAAGAACUUGAAAAAUAUUGACGGUAUUACCUGGCCCUUAUACUACGCGCGACAAUGAUAAUCGAUGGUGACGAUGAUGAACAAUGAUCAAAAUGGUGGUGAUAAUGAUGAUGAUGAUGAUGAUGAUAACCAUGACGAUGAUGAUUGUGACAGCUUGAACAACUAAACUGCACGCGUAUUAAAUAUUUUACAGACUCUUACAAGUUAACUUAGCGCAGCUGUAGUGCAUUUUUUAUCGGUAAUUCGUUAGUAACCUUUACAUUUACUACAUUGAUAUUACUCUGUGAGGAAACGUUUUUAAUCUGUUCUUAGCCAAUUUUGAAGUUGUAGCAUUCGUGUGAAAGCUUAAUCAAAUUGAACACUCAUCUCGCUUUUUAUGUAUUGCAUUAAAUACUCUAUUCCAUGAGAUGUAUAGAAAAUACCGUUAUCUCCGUUACAAGCCAUCGGCGGCGAACUUAUGACUUCUACAAAUCAUUAUGUUAAUAUUCAAUUAGCAAAAUUCAUUUAAUUUUGCGUUGAUCUACGCAAUAUUCUUCUUUCAAAUCAAGCAGAUGUAACUUGACUGCUAUAUCAUAACCUUAUUACAUGUUCACGAUAAUCAUUACUGUUUUAUUUUAGCGGUUUACAAAAGCUUUUGCAACACUGUAUGUAUUUAUGGUCAUGCAAAUAAAGCUAAUUGAUGUUGCUAUGUA